GGCUUUAGUGGGCGCGGUCUCAACCAAGAGCUCAGCUCUGCUGGGGGCGGCGCCAUUAAGGCCACGCCUCCAGCGCCGGCUCUGGGUGGCUCUGGAGCGUUGUCGUGGCUCUGUGGGGCGGAGACUCGACCGUUUCUCUCAGAGUCCAGCGCUCAGCCAGCGCCGUCAGCCUCGUCCCAUUCUUCCGGUUUCCGGUGGCCGCGCCGCCUCCCUCCGAAGCUUAGGGAUACGCCCUCUAGAGAGCUCGCCGUCGCCCUCUUUUCAGCCUCGAACUCCUCAGAGUUGUUCCGGAGUAACUCCAGCCCAACAUUCCCUGCUCUGGUUCUCGCCCCUUGGAGGACCCCGGCCCCACACUGCCCACUUUCCUGGAUGUGCUGGCCCCUUCCACCCCUCUAAAAUGCCCAAUAACCUCCAGGGGGUCUUCCUGAAAGCCGCAGAGGAAAAGUCAGGCAACGCCUCGCAUUGUGUUUCAGGCUGCAUGUACCAAGUAGUUCAGACGAUUGGCUCGGAUGGAAAAAAUCUUCUGCAAUUACUUCCAAUUACUAAUGCCUCUGGAAAUCUUAUACCGAUAGUUCAAUCUUCAGUCAUGUCUGAUGCUUUGAAAGGGAAUACAGGAAGCCCAGUUCAAGUUACUUUUCAGACUCAGAUUUCCAGCUCUUCCACAAGUGCAUCAGCAGUUCAAUUGCCCAUUUUUCAGCCAGCCAGUUCUUCAAACUAUUUAUUUACAAGAACAAUAGAUACAGCAGAAAAAGUUAGAGUUACUUCUGUGGGAACUGAAAAUUUUACCUCAUCAGUUUCUAAAGUUCAGAGUCAUGGUGUGAAAAUUGAUGGACUCACCAUGCAAACAUUUGCUGUUUCUCCUUCCUCAACACAAAAUGAUUCAUCUUGCUUUUUAGUAAAUACCCAGAGUCUUCCAAUGACUGUGAAAUCUUCAGUUUUGCCUUCUGGGCAUCAUUUACAGAUUCCAGCCCAUGCUGAAGUGAAAUCUGUACCAGCGUCAUCAUUGCCUCCUUCAGUUCAGCAAAAGAUACUUGCAGCUGCAACAAGUACCUCAGGAACAGUUGAGCCCUCCCAAAUACCAUCUGUUAUUUAUGUUUCUCCUGUAAAUACAGUGCAAAAUGUAGUUACCAAGAACUUUCAACAUAUUUACCCAAAACCUGCUACAGAAAUAGCAAAGCCAGUGAUACUAAAUACCACACAAAUGCCAAUGAAUGUUGCUAAAGAGACACAAUUAAACGGUGGUCAGCAUUCUCAAGCUGCUCCAGUGAAAUGGAUUUUUCAAGAAACUCUACAGCCUUGUACUCCAUCUCUUGUUCCUGUUAAGUCUUCAAAUAAUGUGGCUUCAAUGAUUUUAAAAAGUUUUGUAGAUAAGAAAAAUUUGGGAGAUGAUACUAUAAAUAUGGCAACAUUGAGUACCAUCAGUCAUAGUGGGACACAGUCCAAAAGUAUGCCUAUUAAAGAUAAUGCUUUGGUUAUGUUUAAUGGGAAAGUCUAUCUAUUGGCUAAAAAGGGGACAGAUGUUUUGCCAUCACAGAUUGACAAACAGAAUUCUGUUCCUCCUGAUAUUCCACCAAGAAAAGAUCUAUCACAGAUAGUGAGUUCAAGUGCAGUCACAGAAAUAUCCAGAAAGGUUGUAAAUUUUGUUUUGGCUAAAAAUAAAUCUACCCAGAUGGAGACAAAAUCACUUUCAAAUACCCAGCUUGCUCCCAUGGCCAAUCUAAGGGCAGAGAAGAAUAAAAAUGUGGAGAAACCAUCUCUUUCUACCCCAAACCCGCAUAGUCCGAACCCAUCUAUUAACUACUUAAAACAGAGUAAGACUUUAUUCAUAAAGGCAGACUGUCCAGAUGGAUUUAGUACAGGACAAAAUGCCCCCAGAAAAGGAAAUGUCAUCCAGAGCAUAGAGAAAAUAAGUUCCUCUGUUGAUGCAACAAGUGUUACUUCACAACAGUGUGUUUUCAGAGACCAAGAACCAAAGAUCCAGAAUGAGAUGGCAUCAACAUUAGGAAAAGUUAUUCAAGAAAGAAAUGACAAGAAAAAUUCUCAAGGAAGAAACACUAAGGCAUCAUAUGUGAAGACUGAUGCUGAAUUUAAAAAGAUAUUUGGUCUCACUAAAGAUUUGAGAGUGUGCCUUACUCGGAUUCCUGAUCGUUUGGGCUCUGGAGAAGCUUUUAAUACUUUUAGAAGUUUGGUGAAGAGUGAAAAAGACACAGAGUUUAUAGUGAAGGAGAAAGACAGAAAACAGGGUUUUGAUAAGAAAAGAAGAGCAAAAAACAUUAAGAAGAUGGAUUACACAAAAAAGAAGAAAACUGAGAGUGCUUAUAACACAACUGUAAAUGGAGGAACUAAUGUCACCAAUUCCCAACUCAUUAGCAGUAUUUUACCAACUUUAGAUGUAUCACACCAUAACAUUCUUACAAGCUGCAACAAAACCAGAGAAGAAAAGAGAACUGAAAUAGGACACUGUACCCUGGAGAACCAGGAAAAAGGCACAUUGAGUUCAAAUGCAGAUUUUGAACAAAGUCAGUCCUUUAAUAAAAAUUAUACUGAAGAUAUUUUUCCCAUGACACCACCAGAGUUAGAAGAAACCAUUCGAGAUGAAAAAAUAAGAAGACUUAAGCAGAUGCUGAGAGAGAAAGAAGCAGCCCUGGAAGAAAUGCGGAAGAAGAUGCACCAAAAAUAAUAAAAUGUUGCUAUACUUGAAGACUUCAAUGAAUUGGUUGUGUUUUUACCAUAUUUUUUGCAUUGUUAAUUAUAGAUGCUUUUGAAAGUGUUUUUGAAUAUGAAAUUUGUUUUUUUUCAGUCGAUUAUAAAGUUUUAUUUAAGGAAUACAGAAAAGAUUGAUUCAAUAUGACUGUUGAAUAAUCUACAUGGGGUAUCUGAAUCUUUGUCGAGACCUUUUUUUGGAAGGAAAAUUUUUCUAUUUUUCUGUUAUUUUAACUAGCGUUCCCCAAGUUUGAAUAUUUGUGCAGGACUUUUGUUAUUGUUUGUAUCUUUAGCUAAAUUGCUCAGGUGUUAUUCCAACAAUAGAUAAGUAUUGUAUACUAUUCAAAUUAAACAAUCCAAGAGAAGAAAUCAGCUCUAAGCUUAGCUUUGGCAAUGGAUUUUUAUAUGUACUCAUUCAGUCUCUUUACCUGUGAAAUGAUACCUUCUACUCACCAAUGUAAUUUUUUUUAAUUUCAUGAAAGAAAUGUAUUAUAGCAGCAUUAUUUUAAAAUUCAAACAUUUCUUGAGACUGAUGAACACUUGUUUUGUAACUUUUACAAAGUAGUUUCAUAUAAUCCAAAAUGAGUUUUAGAAUUCAUGUUAUACAUUAUAUUGUUUGCUUAAUGUGAUAUGUUAUUGUUUCUAGGCAAAAACUACUUGUUUUUUGAAUAUGUACAUAUGUGACCUUGGACUGUGUGAAAAGUAAAUGUGAACAAUGGUCACAUUUAAUACUUUUUUAAAAUUGUAAAGUGUGGUUUUUCUUAAAACCUGCGAACAGUUUCUAUCUGGUUAUUUUUCAUUUGAAGAGUUUGGUAGUGGUGGGGGGAUAGGAUUGAAGGGGAAGUAGGAAAAGGUUAUUUUAAAAAUGAUUAACAAAUCUCUGGAAGUAAGGUCAAAUAAAAUAUGUACAAUGGCAACAGAAUAGAAAACAAAAUGCUGAGAGGGAGUCGAGUCGAACAAAUACAAACUGUUCAUCAACUAGAUUCUACUACAUUUUCUCUUUUGUAACAGCUUUAUUGAGAUAAUUCAUAUAAAAUUUACCCUUUUAAA
Molecule: messenger RNA, 3753 nt
Organism: Rhinolophus ferrumequinum (greater horseshoe bat)
Lineage: Eukaryota; Metazoa; Chordata; Mammalia; Chiroptera; Rhinolophidae
Gene: LRIF1
Product: ligand dependent nuclear receptor interacting factor 1
Exons: 4
Coding region: 398-2680 (760 amino acids)
Biological process (GO): regulation of DNA-templated transcription
Molecular function (GO): nuclear retinoic acid receptor binding
Source: RefSeq, a predicted model, not a curated record